Molecule: messenger RNA, 1704 nt
Organism: Aspergillus oryzae RIB40
Lineage: Eukaryota; Fungi; Ascomycota; Eurotiomycetes; Eurotiales; Aspergillaceae
Exons: 8
Coding region: 1-1704 (567 amino acids)
Biological process (GO): amino acid transmembrane transport
Cellular component (GO): membrane
Molecular function (GO): amino acid transmembrane transporter activity
Source: RefSeq, a predicted model, not a curated record
AUGGCAUCGGCUGCACCUGCCAACAUCCAGAAGGGAGGACAAUCCGAUCCGCUCAAUGGGGACGAUCCGAAUGGUGUAGGUGAGACGGAGGUGCUCUCAGGGUCUCAAAAGCUUCACAGGAAGCUCCGCGGGCGUGAGGUUCAGCUCUUUGCGGUAGGAGGAGCUAUCGGUACAUCGCUCUUUGUACAAAUGGGCGCGGCCUUACCCAAGGGUGGCCCGGCGGGCCUCUUUAUCGGAUUCAUGGCGUACGGUACAAUCGCUCUGGCCGUUAAUGAAUGUUUUGCGGAGAUAGUUUGCUACAUGCCCAUUCCAUCGCCCUUCGUGCGGUUGGCCGGACAUUGGGUAGACGAUGCGUUGAGCUUCGCAAUGGGCUGGAAUUACUUCUUGGCCAUGGCGCUUAACAUUCCUUAUGAGAUUGUUGCAAUCAAUGUUCUGCUUACCUACUGGACCGACAAGGUCCCUGCUGCUGCAGUUGUUGUGAUAGUCAUGGCCAUCUUUGGGAUAUUGAACGUCCUCACCGUUCGCUACUUCGGCGUUGCUGAGUUCUACUUAUCGUUCUUCAAGAUAUUCUUGAUGCUGGGCUUGUUUCUAUACACGAUCGUCACCAUGGUGGGCGGCAAUCCCCAUCGUGAUGCUAUUGGAUUCCGAUACUGGAACGACCCAGGGGCAUUUGUCUCACAUCUGGUGCCCGGAGACACUGGCCGCUUUCUUGGGAUCCUGAGCUGCAUGAUCCAAGGCGCAUUCACUAUCACAAUGGGAGUGCUAAUGGUUAUGCGGGCGGGUAGAAUAGUAGGGCCAGAAUUUAUAUCCAUGGCGGCUGGUGAGUCUGAGCGACUUCGGAGAGUCAUGCGGAAAGCAUUCGCAUCAUUUGGUUGGCGCCUUAUGUUUUUCUUCUGUAUGGGAGCACUCUGUGUUGGGAUUGUGAUCCCGUCCAACGACCCUACGUUGGCGGCCAUGCUGGACGGUACAAAGCAGGGCAGGGGGACCGGCGCCGCGUCUCCCUAUGUCAUUUCCAUGAACCACUUCGGCAUCCAAGUCCUACCGGACAUUGUCAAUGUGCUAAUCAUGACCUCUGUCCUGUCCGCCGGAAACAACGUCGUAUUUUCCGCCUCGCGGACGCUAUACGGCAUGUCUUUAGAGAACAAGGCGCCGAAAUGGGUUUCCAAAACGAACCGAGCAGGAUUGCCAUACAACGCAGUGGUUAUAGCCAUGGCAUUCUGCCUCCUCGGUUUCCUACAAGUCAGCAAUAGCUCGGCCACUGUCCUGAAUUGGCUGGUCAGUUGCAUCGCAGGCUCCUACCUCCUCAACUAUUUCGGAACAUGCAUCACCUACCUACAUUUCUACGCCUCACUGCGUCGUCAGGGCAUCUCACGCGAUAAUUUCCCCUAUCGGGGUCGCUUCCAGCCCUACACGGCGUGGUACGCUCUUUGCGGAACGGGAGUGAUGGUCCUGGUCUUGGGGUAUAACGUCUUUCUCUCCGGUGGCUGGGAUCUGAAGUCGUUCUUUCUUAACUAUGUUAUUAUUGGGUUUUACGUGCUCACUUUCGUGUUCUGGAAGAUAUUCCGACGCACGCGAUACGUGGGGAUCGGCAAGGCGGAUCUCCAGUUAGGGAGUAUCAAACGAGAGAUUGAUGAGUAUGAGGAGGUGGAGUAUGCUCGUAGAAGAGGGAAACCGGUGGCCUUGCUGGAUCGGUUGUUCGAGUAG